Gossypium arboreum is the source of this 549-nucleotide messenger RNA. RefSeq lists its product as uncharacterized. The record is from RefSeq and is a predicted model, not a curated record. NCBI's taxonomy places the organism in Eukaryota, Viridiplantae, Streptophyta, Magnoliopsida, Malvales, Malvaceae. The transcript has a single exon. The coding region runs from base 1 to 549 and encodes 182 amino acids.
AUGAAUGCUUUUAGGGAAGCACUUGAAGAUUGUGAACUAAAUGAUUUUGGGUUUGUUGGUCAGUGGUACACUUGGGAAAGAGGUAGAUUGGCUGGGAACAAUAUACAGGAAAGAUUGGAUAGAGGAGUAGCUAAUCAGGAAUGGUGGAAGCUGUUUAAUAAUUACUCGGUUCAAUAUUUACAACAUGGGUUAUCGGAUUAUUGUCCAGUGAUAGUUGAUACGAGAGGGGAUGAGAACACACGAACGUUGGAUAGCCACAAGAAAUUUCGAUUUAAUGUUGAUUGGUUGCUGAGUGAAGAAUUAGAAGAGCAAGUCAAGCAAGGGUGGCUGUCUAAUGAAGAAGAAACGAUGACGAAACUUACAGAACUGGGGACACGUUUAAGUAAAUGGGCGAAGAAAGAAAAAGGGGCUAGAGAAUACCGAUCAAAUGUCUUGAACAGUAGAAUGAUAAGUUUGAGUUCUAAAGAAAUCAGUGAUGAGGUCUUAGCAGAGAUGACGGAGAUUAGAUUGAAAAUGUAUUUAAAAACUGAUAGAGAGGAGCUUUUCUGA